CACUCUCUCAUUGUCAAGACAGCCUUCGUUUACAUAACCCCUCCUUGGUCAUUUCAUCCUCGUCGCAGCUUAGUGUGAUAUCACCGAAGAGAAAGGCCACUGUCCACCGAAGCUCGUCCCUUCUCUUCUCACCAGAACAAUCUCAUCGUUGCGCCAGCUCCGAGCCAUCCACAAUGGCACCCUUGAUGAACGGCCCAACGUUCUCAGACCAGCCAUCGGAGAACGUUAUCCUCAAGAAGAACGCUUCGAAAGAGCACGAAAUCAUCAUGCUCGGGCCGAUCAAGUUGGAGGUGCUAGAAGACGGCCGAUCAACCGACAACCGCGUCAGCAUCGUCAAAAUCUACCUGCCUCCACGCCUACCCGGACCGGUGCAACACUGGCAUCAAAUGCACGACGAGACCUUCCUGGUGAUCAAAGGCACCGCAACCUUCUACUCACGAGACUCGAAGUUCGAGGCCGGCGAGGGCGAUCUUGUUGUCGUCCCGCCGCUAUCACCGCAUACCUUCGGCAAUGAGAGCGACGGGGAUGUUGUUAUGCUCAACACCUUCACUCCGGCUUUCUAUAUCAAUUAUUUCCGACUGAUGGCUGAGAUGAUGAAGAAGGUGGCAUCGGAUGGGAAGAUCACGCCGGGAAUCGCGAGCAGGGCGAUGUUGCAGUAUGCUACGAUACCAGUCCCGCCGGACCAUGAUUGGAACAAUGCCGAGCAGAAUCCUGGGAAAGAGCCGAAAAAUUUUCAAUAGAGGAAUUUAACAAGUACUCUAUGCACUCGAGUAAUCCAGACCAAUCAGUGUACUUGCUGAGAAUGUGUACGCGGCAUAGCCGUGGAGAAUGAC
Messenger RNA from Neohortaea acidophila, 833 nucleotides. Its product is annotated as RmlC-like cupin domain-containing protein. The transcript has a single exon. The record is from RefSeq and is a predicted model, not a curated record. Bases 174 to 740 code for a protein of 188 amino acids. NCBI's taxonomy places the organism in Eukaryota, Fungi, Ascomycota, Dothideomycetes, Mycosphaerellales, Teratosphaeriaceae.